UUGCUGGUUGAAAAGACGACCGACUCCCCGGCGGCCGAGUUCUCGCUGGUGGAAGACGUGGCGCUGCACUUCGCCUGCCUCAUGGGCCGCCUGAACGAGCAGCGCCUCUUCCAGCCCGACCUGUGCGACGUGGACCUGGUGCUGGUGCCGCAGCGCAGCGUCUUCCCGGCCCACAAGGGUGUGCUGGCCGCCUACAGCCAGUUCUUCCACUCGCUCUUCACGCAGAACAAGCAGCUGCAGCGGGUGGAGCUGUCCCUGGAGGCGCUGGCACCUGGCGGCCUGCAGCAGAUCCUCAACUUCAUCUACACGUCCAGGCUGCUGGUCAACGCCACCAACGUGCACGAGGUGCUCAGCGCCGCCUCGCUGCUGCAGAUGGCCGACAUCGCCACGUCCUGCCAGGAGCUGCUGGACGCCCGCUCCCUGGGCCCACCGGGCCCCGGCACCACAGCGGCCCCGGCCCCGCCGUCCACGCCGUCCUACUACUGUGACAUCAAGCAGGAGGCUGACGCCCCUGGCCUGCCCAAGAUCUAUGCCCGGGAGGGUCCUGACCCCUACUCGGUGCGUGUGGAGGACGGGGCUGGUGCCCCUGGGGACACGGUGCCAGCUACCAUGGGGCCGGCCCAGCCGUUCUUCAAGGAGGAGAAGGAGGCCAGCGGGGAGGAGGCCGGUGGGGUAUGCAAGCUGGAAGGCGGCCAGGAGCUGGAGGGAGCCCUGGGGGCCGCGGGCACCUACAGCCGCCAGGAGCAGUCGCAGAUCAUCGUGGAAGUCAACCUCAACAACCAGACCCUGCACGUGUCCACGGGGCCCGAGGCCAAGCCGGGGGCGGGCAGCGGCACGGCCACCAUGGUGCUGGGCGCAUCAGCCACAGAUGGGCUGGGCGCCAAGGUGAAGCUGGAGGAGAAGCAGCACCACCCGUGCCAGAAGUGCCCCCGGGUCUUCAACAACCGCUGGUACCUGGAGAAGCACAUGAACGUGACUCACAGCCGCAUGCAGAUCUGCGACCAGUGCGGCAAGCGCUUCCUGCUGGAGAGUGAGCUGGUGCUGCACCGGCAGACGGACUGCGAGCGCAACAUCCAGUGUGUGACAUGUGGGAAAGCCUUCAAGAAACUGUGGUCCCUUCACGAGCACAACAAGAUCGUGCACGGCUACGCGGAGAAGAAGUUCUCCUGUGAGAUCUGUGAGAAGAAGUUCUACACCAUGGCACAUGUGCGCAAGCACAUGGUGGCCCACACCAAGGACAUGCCGUUCACCUGUGAGACCUGCGGCAAGUCCUUCAAGCGGAGUAUGUCUCUCAAGGUGCACUCGCUGCAGCACUCCGGGGAGAAGCCCUUCCGCUGCGAGAACUGCAGUGAGCGCUUCCAGUACAAGUACCAGCUGCGCUCCCACAUGAGCAUCCACAUCGGCCACAAGCAGUUCAUGUGCCAGUGGUGCGGCAAGGACUUCAACAUGAAGCAGUACUUCGACGAGCACAUGAAGACGCACACGGGCGAGAAGCCCUACAUCUGCGAGAUCUGCGGCAAGAGCUUCACCAGCCGGCCCAACAUGAAGCGGCACCGGCGCACGCACACCGGCGAGAAGCCCUACCCGUGCGACGUGUGCGGCCAGCGCUUCCGCUUCUCCAACAUGCUCAAGGCGCACAAGGAGAAGUGCUUCCGCGUGAGCCUGCCCGCCCCCACCUCCGCACAGCCCGGGGGGCUCGGGGGGCUCGGCGCGCCGCCCUUCCCCGCAGGGCCUGGCACGCACCACUGAGACCGCACCUCCGCCCCACUCCCGGAAGCCGCGACUCCUCUGUUUAAUUUUUAUUUUUGCAAGCCAAGGUAGAGGAAGGAGUCGGCAGCAGCCCUCCAGGUGAGGGGUGCUGUUGGCUGCAGGGUGGGGGAGACGGGCCCGGGGCAGACUUACCCACUUCCUGGUUGUAGCCCCACUGGAGGGGAUGCGGGCCGGCUGGAGGGUGUGGGCACUGAGGCAGAGCUCACGUUGGACCCUGGGACUGCGGGGCCAGGAGUGGCCAGGGGCCAGGACUGCAGACCCAGCUCUGCGAGUGGGGCAAUAGGGGCUGGCCCCCCAGGGGUUGGCCCGCUCCCUGACACUCCUGCCAGCUGGCGGAGAGCCGAUGGGGGACUCCCCCAGUGCGGCCGGGCUGCGAAGGUGCACCUCAGGGGCAGGGCCCAGGGGAAGCUCAGGCCAGCCUUUUAGGGUUCCUCGGUGCUACAGUGGGGCGGGCCAGGCUGCCGGCUCACAGCACCUGGCCUUCACCAGCCACCCUGGCUGUACCCCACGCCAGGAGACGUGCAGUCUGUGUGUCUGCGCCUCAGCUCUCCAGCGCCCCCAUCCGCCCGUCCCUCCUGGGCCUCCUCGGGGAGGGGCAGUGUCCGCGGCCCUGCCUGCCUGUGAGGGAACUGCAUGUCCGGGACCCAGGGGCGGUGGAGUCCAGCCUGCGUCCAGGGCUGCGCCUGGAGGCCAGCACUAAUAGGAUAACCUCUUCUGUUGUCAUUUAACGUCUUCAUUCCUGCCUUGAAAAUGAGCGAGGAGGUUCUAUAAGCUACACGUCUCCUAGUUAAGCUCUUCCUACCGUGUUCAUGCAGUUUUGUUUGUUAUACUCUGCACCUUACACCCCGCCUCUGCCCCCCGCACCUUCCAAGCAUGGCUGGUGUGGGAAGAGGCCUGGGCCUGGGGCCCAGAACCCCUCAGAACCCCUGGAGGCCUGCAGCACUGGGGCAGAGGGCUGGGGACAUUUUAAUCAUCAAUAAAUGAAGCACUUUAUUCUCUACAGAUAUGGGCAGGCCCAAGGUACCUGAGUGAUUUGAAGACAAGUGCCAAGCUACACGGUGCUGGUGGUUUUCCAGGGUUGGGGUGGGAUCUGGUGCCGGCAGCCUCCUGGCCUGGGUGCUCUGAAGCUGCAGACACAUCCCUAGGUACCUGGAGAGAGGAAGGUGACCCUGUGGCCCCAUGGCCCCUGAUCCCAAAGCCGGGAUUCCUGCAUCCUCAGGCUCCAGGACAGGUCUUCCCGCCUUCUCCGCACCCCUUUUCUCCAGGCUUCUGUCCUCAGGGUCCCCUCCCCUCCUGCUAUUUCAAACCUCGGCCUCAGUGCCUGCGGCUUUAGAGCUCUUUCCCCCAAAAGUCUGACCUCCCUUCAUGGGCUGCAGGCAGCAACCCUGAGGCUUCCCCAGCCCAUCCCCGGCACCAGGGUCUCCCCUGGGGGCUGGGCAGCCUGUGUGGGGUCCCAGGUCUGUCAGGACACACUUCAGCAAGCAGAGGCCAGGGUGGGUGUGGGGGCUGGGCUCCCGUUCCCCUGCACACCCCGAAAGGGGUCCAGGCCACUGGGCAGUCGGGACGGCCACUGAGUAGGCAGCCGCCCUCCUGGGAGGCUCUGUCCCUGGUGCGAAUCUCACCUCCGGCUCCUUCCCAGCUGGGCCGCCCUGCUGGAAGCAAUAAUGGAGACUCACUGCACUGUGGGUGGGGUUGUUGGACGCUCUCACAAUUCCUUUAAAGAAAUUAGUGGGCACAUUACUGGAGUGAGGGACACAGGCAUCACACCUGCUUUCCAGAGCUGGGGCGAGGGGUGUGGUCGUCCUGUCCAGUCACGUGUGCCAGCCCUGGCCUGGAGUCUGGGCCAGCUGCCCUGGCUGGUGAUGGGGCCUCCGGAGUAUGGCCAGUCCGGCUUCCACGGGGCCCUGCACAACACCGAGAAGAGCAGAGGCCGGGCCCAGAGCACUGGAGUCUGAGUGGUGGCAGCUUCCCUGUGCUCCUCUUGUGUGGUACACCUGACUGACAGAUCUGGCCCCACGUUACAACUGUCCGCUGUGACUGGCAGAACUCACUACUGCCCAUCCUGGGCUGCUGGGUGCCACAGACUGUCCUGGACACCGGCCACCAUCCAGGCCCAGACAGCACCGUGCUCUGGAGAACGACAUUCCUCCCAGAAGUGAGGACGCACUGGUCCUCCCCCAAAGCAUUGUCCACCCUGUGUCACUGUUUGGAAUGAUGUGCUGACCCUAAGCGUGACACCCCCCGCCCCAGACGCUUUAUGAGACGAGAAUGGCAGAAGGAAUGGAAACUAAUAAAACGCAUGUACACAUUGCAGCCGGUGCGAUGGU
Messenger RNA from Fukomys damarensis (Damara mole-rat), 4097 nucleotides. It is a transcript of the gene Zbtb47, whose product is annotated as zinc finger and BTB domain containing 47. The transcript has 8 exons. The coding region runs from base 82 to 1749 and encodes 555 amino acids. NCBI's taxonomy places the organism in Eukaryota, Metazoa, Chordata, Mammalia, Rodentia, Bathyergidae. Gene Ontology annotation, biological process: regulation of transcription by RNA polymerase II. Gene Ontology annotation, cellular component: nucleus. Gene Ontology annotation, molecular function: RNA polymerase II cis-regulatory region sequence-specific DNA binding; DNA-binding transcription factor activity, RNA polymerase II-specific; protein binding. The record is from RefSeq and is a predicted model, not a curated record.